Molecule: messenger RNA, 705 nt
Organism: Diaporthe citri
Lineage: Eukaryota; Fungi; Ascomycota; Sordariomycetes; Diaporthales; Diaporthaceae
Exons: 2
Coding region: 1-705 (234 amino acids)
Source: RefSeq, a predicted model, not a curated record
AUGAGCCAAGGAGACUAUGCAAGCGUUUCACCAGGAACAGUCCACUCGUACCAAUUCUUGUCUCCCCACACCGAGAUCGUCGGCAUCAUCGUCGAGAGGGCCUUUGAGCCCUUCUUCCACAAGAUCGGCGACCACUACGAGGGACACCUGUGGCCUGAUAUCGAUGACCGGGACCCUCACGCCAUCCUGCCCCAGCGCGUCAAGGAGGCCGCCGAGGAAUUCGACGUCAUCCCCGUCCGGGGUUAUAAGGCCGCCGAGGCGAAACCCUGGAGCGACAAGACUGACGCCCAGCCCCGGCCUGGCCCCUACUUCCUACAGAAUGGCAGAGGCCCCAGCGCCGUCCUAGGCGUUACCGUAGUGCGUCCCCUCAUCACGGGCGCCGAGUCGGACAACAAGUUCACGCUCGGUACCAUCGAGGGCUCGAGCGCCUACAAGACGCAGAUCCUCAAGGGCGGCUUCAAGUUCUCCACCGUCAACCACGCUCUUCACGUCUCGGAUGGGUACAUCCGGGCGACGGUCGAUGGCGACACGGAGCGCGUCGGCCCUGGUGAACUGCUCUGGCUGCCAGCCGGGUCCCUGUUCUCCAUCGAGGUCGACAGCCGCUAUUUCAAGGCGUACAACCUUCAGGCAUCUUUCAAUACGACACGGUGGAAGGCAGCCCAUUUCAGGGCAGGCUGUUCAGAUACCUUUCGCACACGAAGUUAA